UACGCAGUUACACAAUACAGGUAGCUACGACGUACAUAUGUAGGUAUUCACUGGCUUUUCACCCAUGGACGACAACACAACAAUGUGAUCAGCAAAGUGAGUAUGGUGAAUAGCAAUGUCGAUGACAACCUUGAAGUCUCUCUCGCAGUUUUCCCUCAAGAAAUCCUACAUAAACCACGUGGCUGAACUAUUCCUUGCACCCAUCGUAAAGCUACAGAAUAUCGACUCCUCUCCUCAAGUCAACGAGGACAUAAGGAUCAACUCGAAAUCAUACACUCAAUUGCACUCGCUCUCUCAUGAUGACAGUUAGCCUAGUCAAUAUAGAUCACUUUGAAGUUUUGGCGGAUAUCGAACAAACUAACCCAUCACGUGCACAUGGCAUUGACUCCACGAAAGCGCGAUUCAACACGGCAUUCCACACUGAACACGAAGCGCCUGACCUUCUCGCCAGACCCUCAGAGAAGCCGUACUCCUUCAAGCGAUGGCUUCCUCUCAUUCUACGCUCACGUAGGCUUGCACCAUCCGACGCCCAAAUUGUCACGCUCUCGCAGCCACAGACUCGGUUGCUCCUCCGCGUGGCCGAGGCAUCCAUACCGCUAGGCUCAAUCAAUCGAAUCUAUCGAGAGGAAAUUGACGAAGAGAUUGUGCCAUCAUUCUUGGCAAUCGAAUUCCCCCAAGAAGGGCUGUUCAUGAGAUUCGACGCCUGUUCCGCCAAAGACGGCAUGCAGAAGACAUUUGAGAACUCUCCGCUGCGCUCUGUGAACGAGGCGCUGCUGCUCCUGUUGACAUCGUAUCGUGCACGGAACACCAUGAUUAACGCCCUUGAUGAUGGCGCCCAGGUUUUUGAGGUUUUCUUCAUGCCAUGGAAUGACCGUAUGCGAGGCGAAAGAGAAUAUCGCGUCUUCUGUCCGGCUUUCAGUUCAGUAGAUUCGCUGCGCAUUUCUGCAAUCAGUCAGUACAGAUGGUAUCAGCAAUGGCGUUUCUAUCUUGAACCCGACAAAGAACGUAGAGCAAUAGUUGAGAGGAUUGUCGAAGGCGCCGAAGAAAUAAAGGUGCAAAUCGCAGCAGAACUAGAUCCUGAGGAUGAGAUGGACAGCUUGUUAAUGAAGCAAGGGCUCACGUUCGACGUAUUGUAUGAUGAGCACCUUGGUGCUAUCGAUCUGAUCGAGUUGAAUGUUUUUGGCGUCAGAUCAGCGUGCGGAAGCUGCCUUUUUCAGUGGAUUAAUGAUAGAAAGAUACUUGAGGGUCAAACGGAACCUAAAGCUUUAGAAUUCAGGGUUACCUUUGUGGAGCGCGUAGACCGUGAAUCAUCCUCUGAAAACAGCAACGACGAAGGUUCAGACGCCUCAAGAGAUAUAUCUUCGUCAUGCUAGGUGUGGAAUUAUUACCGAAUAUAUCGAAUUGACCUCAUCGCGAAGCUACAAGCGAUCGUGUCCUUCGCUUAGCAGCACCAAGUAUCAUAAAAAUUUAUUUCAGUACAAGAGGUACUUGUAUAAUAAUGUUGAUCUCUUUCAAUCAGAUCGUGAGAUACUCUUAUGAUAAUCGGGCCUCUGAAACUGAUUCAAGCUGCGACCGCGACAAACGUAUGCAUACACGGGUGUAGCACAUGAGAUGGCGCUAUGCUUGAGGGACUCCGACGUUCAAUAAUCAAAGUCCCCAGUCUUGGAGGCUUCAAUACAACCUAUUUUCCCUUGAUUUUGAGAGCUGACGUAGAUUCAGUAAGUAAUUACCAAGACCUAGAUAUGGAAUCAGUCCUUGGAUCUGGGUUAACAUCUCCGACUGCUGGGGUGCCUUUCGGCUGAAUGGCGAAAAUCAGUUCAUUUUUCCAGCUCAACUACAAAUGAAUUCAGGAAAAGCUAAU
Messenger RNA from Xylaria bambusicola, 1861 nucleotides. RefSeq lists its product as uncharacterized. Bases 297 to 1373 code for a protein of 358 amino acids. The record is from RefSeq and is a predicted model, not a curated record. The transcript has a single exon. NCBI's taxonomy places the organism in Eukaryota, Fungi, Ascomycota, Sordariomycetes, Xylariales, Xylariaceae.